AUGGUGUGGGUCUACCUUUUUAAUGACAAGAGCGCGACUUCUUCGACAAUCAAGAAGUGGGUGGCGCUUGUUGAGACGGAGAAAGACGGACAACUCGUAAAGCGGAUUCGGUCGGAUGGAGGAGGAGAGUACGUGAACAACGAGCUCGACGGGUGGUUCAAGGCGCAAGGAACCUUCCACAAAGUAUCGGUUCCUCACUCACCUCAACAAAAUGGAGUGGCGGAACGUUUGAACCGCACUUUGGUUGAGACGAUUAGGAGCAUGCUUGCCCAUGCUCAUGUGGACAAGUCUUGGUGGGGUGAAGCGACGAUGUUGGCAACUUGGAUUCACAACCGAAGCUUGACCAAGACUAUGCCAAACGUGACCCCCCUUGAGGCUUGGAGUGGCGACAAACCGAACGUCUCCAACCUUCGCACAUUCGGGUGCAUUUGCUACUAUCACGUUCCCGAUGCUACACGCACCAAGCUUGAGGCGAAGGCGCGUGUGGGAAUGUAUUUGAGCCAUAGCCUUGAUCAUAAGGGAUGGCGGGUGUGGGAAUUGGAGAGCGGAAAGGUGGUGGUGUCGCGUGACGUCUCAUUCUUCAAGAGCCGCUUCCCAACUUCACCAAAAGAGAAGCAUUCGGUCGUGGUCAUCCCUCCAACGGUUGAGGACACGAAUGAGCCAUCUUUUCAUGACGUUCCCGAGGAGAGGAGUGAUCAAGAUGGGGAGGGAGAUGUUGAAAAGGUUGGAGUGGAGAAUGAGAAGGAUGGUGUUCCUUCUACUGUCGUCGCUUCAACACUUGCAUCUACUCGUGCUCGAAGAGCUCCUCACCCGAACCAGAAAUACGCCGACUACUCACUUGUGGUGGAGGAUGAUGAGGAAGGGGGAGAUGCCAUGUGCUUCAUGGCCGACUUCACACCUACCACCUACUGUGAGGCGAUGGAGACGCUCCAAGCCAGUAAUUGGACUCAAGCGCUCAAUAAGGAGUACGAGUCUAUCAUUGAGAAUGAUGUUUAUGACCUUGUUCCCUUACCCCCCAAUAUCUACACCGUUGGGUCCUGGUGGGUGUUCAAGAAGAAGCUCGGGCUAAACGGUGAGGUGGAGCGAUACAAGGCUCGCUUGGUGGCUCGCUUGGUCGCUUUGUAG
Closterium sp. Yama58-4 is the source of this 1125-nucleotide messenger RNA. The record is from the annotation of a GenBank genome assembly. Lineage: Eukaryota; Viridiplantae; Streptophyta; Zygnematophyceae; Desmidiales; Closteriaceae.